Nilaparvata lugens (brown planthopper) is the source of this 831-nucleotide messenger RNA. RefSeq lists its product as uncharacterized. NCBI's taxonomy places the organism in Eukaryota, Metazoa, Arthropoda, Insecta, Hemiptera, Delphacidae. Bases 24 to 794 code for a protein of 256 amino acids. The record is from RefSeq and is a predicted model, not a curated record. The transcript has 5 exons.
CUGAUUUUGACCCAAAUGAACAUAUGGAUGGAGUUAUUGCAGAAGAUGAUGCUGAAGACGACCAAGGUGAGCAACAUGGUGAUAUAACAGCUGCAGAAGAUGAACAACAAGCUGACUUGGCGGCUGAAGGAUCUCCAGUUGCACGUUCCUUGGAGGUGGAGAAGGACAUGGAGGGCAUGGAGUCAUCCAUGCCAAGCAGUAGCGAUGAAGGGUGCCGUAACUGCACUAUAAUGAACGAUAAAUUGGAGAAUAUGCAGAAAUCAUUGAACUCCAUGUUGGCCAGUGUGGACAGGAAAUGGGAGAUCCUCCGCCUGGAAACGAGGGAGAUGAGGGAAGCCAUAGAGGCUAUUUUAAAAUUGAACUUAAAUAAAGUAGGCUUCUCGAAUCCCUCAAUUGAAAAAGAAGAUAGGGAAGAAUUUGAAAAAAUGUUGCCUAUUCACAACCUGGAUGAGUUCAUUGGUCUGGAGGAGAAACUGAAAGAGGAGAGCCAAAGGAAUUUGUUGGUGGAUUUCUUACAAAGGAUAGGGGGAGGGAAUGUGGAGGACGCGGUUCGCAGAGCACUAGUCCGACUGGUUACUAAUGAAGUGGCCACAAACUUCAGCUGGGAAGGCAGAAAAGGGAAGAGGGCCUUAAACAGCCUUCUGAUUAUUAAAACCCUGGAGAAAGUUGUUGCUGCGUCGCAUACAGACUUUACCAGCAAGCUGUUUGAAAUACGGAUGAAGGAGUGGUUCCGGCAGUCUGGAACCAGAAUUUAUAAUCUAAAAAAAUCUACAAAAAAUAAUACGUUUCACUGAAUUUAUUAUUUAAAUAAAUAUGUAUUUUCAAGCUGUA